Molecule: messenger RNA, 2425 nt
Organism: Octodon degus (degu)
Lineage: Eukaryota; Metazoa; Chordata; Mammalia; Rodentia; Octodontidae
Gene: Cars2
Product: cysteinyl-tRNA synthetase 2, mitochondrial
Exons: 18
Coding region: 1-2319 (772 amino acids)
Biological process (GO): cysteinyl-tRNA aminoacylation
Cellular component (GO): cytoplasm
Molecular function (GO): ATP binding; cysteine-tRNA ligase activity
Source: RefSeq, a predicted model, not a curated record
AUGGCGGCCUGCUUCCCUGAAGCUCCGUUGGAAAGGCUCGGAGACAAAGGACCCCAGGAGGGGAGCUGCUCCUUAGAGCCGAUCCCCGUGGAAGGCGAGCCGGCAGGACCGACGCCCCCGCGCCCCUAUCCCCUCGCCGUCCUCUGCCCUGCAGUGCGCUCUCCAUUCGUCCUCUUCCACUGGGAAAGACCGCCAUCCCCCGGGCGGCCGCCCUUGAGCGCCCGGGCCCGCUCGCGCCCCCCUCCCUCCCCCCACUCCCCUCCCCUCCCUCCCCCACGGCACCCGGAUUUAGGGCUCCGGAGGAGCCGGAGCGAGGCGAGCCGUUGCCUAGACACGGCUCGGGGUCUGGCCGCCUCCUUCCGGCCUAGGCUCCGCCCUGGGCGUGGCCGUGCGGGGCGCUGCUGCCUUUGUCCUGCUGCGGCCACCGGCCAGCUCCGCCUGCCCGCGCUGCUGAGCGGCCGCAGUGCCGUCCCGGCCUCGGCGCCCUCCGCAGGCCUCUCGUCGCCGGGGUCGGCCCGCGGAGCGGCGCCUGCCUCGCAGUCGCCGCCGCCGGCCAGACCUGGCGCUGCCUGCUUCGCUGACGAGCAGCUGGCGUGGCUGGGCGCGCUCCGGUGCAGAGGCGAGGAGGAUCCCCAAAGGCAGGCAGGCGCCUCGUCGGGGAUCCGGGGCAGGGGGCGGCUCCGGGCGCGAGGGGGCGGUGUCGGGCCGGCUGUCGCGUGGACGCGGGCUGGGGCCGGGCGGCGGCCGGCGGGCUGCGACACGGGCGUGCGCGUGCACAACAGCCUCACGGGCCGCAAGGAGCCGCUGGUGGUGGCGCGCGCCGACGCCGUGUUCUGGUACAGCUGCGGUCCCACCGUGUACGACCACGCACAUCUCGGCCACGCCUGUUCCUACGUGAGAUUUGACGUCAUCCGGAGGCUCCUGACCAAGGUCUUUGGAUGCAGUGUUGUCAUGGUGAUGGGCAUCACGGACGUGGACGAUAAGAUCAUCAGGAGAGCCAGCGAGAUGGAUGUGUCACCUGUCACCCUGGCCAGGCUGUAUGAGGAGGAUUUCAAGCAGGACAUGGCGGCCCUGAAGGUGCUCCCGCCCACUGUGUCCCUGAGAGUGACGGAGACCAUUCCGCAGAUCAUUGCCUUCAUCCAGGGCAUCAUGGGACAUGGGCACGCGUAUGCCACCGAGAGAGGGAACGUCUACUUUGAGCUGAGGUCCAGGGGAGACAAGUAUGGCAAACUAAGUGGCAUGGUGCCCUGUCCGGCCACAGAGGCAGUGGACUCGGACAAGCGGUACGCAGGCGACUUUGCAUUGUGGAAGGCGGCCAGGCCCGGGGAGGUGUCCUGGGCCUCACCCUGGGGCCACGGCAGGCCUGGCUGGCACAUCGAGUGCUCCACCAUCGCCAGCGCUGUGUUUGGGAGCCACCUGGACGUGCACUCGGGCGGCGUGGACCUUGCCUUCCCGCACCAUGAGAACGAGAUUGCGCAGUGUGAGGCCUUUCACCAGUGUGCGCAGUGGGGCAACUACUUCCUGCACUCAGGGCACCUGCACGUCAAGGGCCAGGGGCAGAAGAUGUCCAAGUCCCUGAAGAACUAUGUCACUAUCAAGGACUUCCUGCAGAGCUUCUCGCCUGAUGUCUUCCGGCUCUUCUGCCUGCGCAGCAGCUACCGCUCAGCCAUCGACUACAGCGACAGCACCAUGCUAGAAGCCAGUCACGUCCUGCGCGGCCUGGCCUCCUUUGUGGAGGAUGCAAGGGCCUACAUACGAGGACAGCUGGCCGGUGGCCCGGUCAGCGAAGCUGAGCUGUGGGACAGGCUCAGCCGCACCCAGGCCACUGUGCAGGCCGCACUGGCAGAUGACUUCGACACGCUGAGGGCGGUGGAUGCCAUCCUGGACCUUGUGCGCCUGGGGAACAGGCAGCUCCGGGUGGCUUCUGAGGGCCUGGGGGGUCCGAGGAGCCCCGCUGUGCUGGGUGCCACUGUCGCCUAUGUGGAGCAGUUCUUCGAGACUGUGGGGAUCUCUCUGGCCAGUCAGCAGUGUCACGCACAGUGUGUUGCAGGAGACAGCAGCACAGCCACCCUGCACAGCGUAGUCGACGAGCUGGUGCGCUUCCGGCUAAAGGUGCGGCAGUUUGCACUGGACACACAGGCAGCCACUGGGGAUGCCCGGCGACAGCAGCUGCAGGAGAGGCAACCCUUGCUGGACGCAUGUGACACGCUUCGCCAGGACCUUGCUGCCCACGGUAUCAGCAUUAAGGACAGAAGCAGUGUGGCCUCCACCUGGGAGCUGCUGGACCCACGGACAGCACAGCAGAAGCCGGGAGGCUGAGGACCGCAGGCCGCAGCUCUGCUCCUCCCCAAGGACUUCAUGUUUUCAACUGUGACUCUUUAGCCACAUUAAAAUAAAGCGACCAUGGGGGCCUGCCCCUUAGUUC